AUGAUCACAACUGAUAAUGAAUAUUGUUCUUAUUGUCCACCAUCAUCUUAUGUACCUCUGCGUUCAACAUGGGCAAGAGCUGUUUUAAAGAAAAUAGAAAGUGAUAAAUGUUUAAAAAAUAUCGAUCGAAAUAAAUGGUAUCGUUUAUCACGUCAAGAUCUUUUAUAUGAUGAAUACCGAGAAUAUUUUCAUGAAUUUAAUGAAGAUGAAGAAACAACAACAUUUAUUAAACAAAGUGAACAACAAUCUGAUAAUAUUCCUUUACAAAUCUUUCAUACUAAUGGUUUAAUCGGUCGUGGUCGUAUGUUUGUAUAUUCGACACGUCAAUUUAAAACUUUACUUGAUGUAGAAUCUCAUGAAGAAUCUUCCUUCAAUACUCUUCUUGAUAUUGGUGCUGGUGAUGGUUCAGUAACUGAACGAAUGUCGAGUCUAUUUAAAAAAGUUUAUGUAACAGAAUUAUCUCCCACAAUGCAGUGGCGUUUAUCAACAUAUGGUUAUACAGUAUUAAAUCCAGAUCAUUGGGAUAAUUUAACAUUUGAUGUUAUAACAUGUUUAAAUGUUCUUGAUCGUUGUGAAAAACCAUUAACAUUAUUAAAACAAAUACGUAAACAUUUAAAUCCUAAAACUGGUCGUUUAAUUAUAAGUCUUGUUUUACCAUUUCAACCAUAUUUUGAAUAUAAUAAUAAUCAUUAUCCAAAUGAAUCAAUAGAAAUUCAAGGUGUUUUACCAGAAGAACAAAUCAAUAGUUUUCUAUUGAAUGUUUUUCAACCAUUAGGUUUUCGUUUAAAAAAAUUAACACGUUUACCAUAUUUAUGUGAAGGUGAUAUUGAACGAAGUUAUUAUUUUCUUUUUGAUUAUUUAUUUGUACUAGAGAUGUCAUGA
Molecule: messenger RNA, 882 nt
Organism: Rotaria sp. Silwood1
Lineage: Eukaryota; Metazoa; Rotifera; Eurotatoria; Philodinida; Philodinidae
Source: the annotation of a GenBank genome assembly